This is a messenger RNA of Schistosoma rodhaini, 510 nucleotides long. The record is from the annotation of a GenBank genome assembly. Lineage: Eukaryota; Metazoa; Platyhelminthes; Trematoda; Strigeidida; Schistosomatidae.
AUGAUGAUUAAACUUAGUUUAAUUUUCUUAUUGAAUAUAAUAAUAAUAAAUGCAGAUAAGUCAUCUACGAAGGAUUUGAUCUUCAAUUUUCAUAAUAAAAUUCGUGAAGAUGUACUUAAAGGUGUUUUACAUGGUCAACCUAAAGCGAAAAAGAUGUCUAAACUGAAAUGGAAUAAACUUUUAGCUAAAUUAGCUAAAGAUCAUGUUGAAAAAUGUAUUCUUGAUAGUGGAGAUCUUGGAAAAUUAUACGUUGGUAAAUUUGAUUCUGUCGGACAAACUGUAGCGGAACAUACUUCAAUACAAAACAUAUUAGAUACAUGGUUGGAAGAAAAGAAUGAUUACGAUUUAGACAAGAAUACAUGUGAAAAUGAAUGUGGAAACUAUAAACAAUUAGUGUGGGCUAACACAACAGACAUUGGAUGUGCUUCAAAUAAAUGUGAUAACAGGUAUAUGGUCGUGUGUAAUUACGCCCCAGGGGCCAAUGAUGAAAGGCCAUAUGAAAAAGACUAA